Molecule: messenger RNA, 4423 nt
Organism: Beta vulgaris subsp. vulgaris (sugar beet)
Lineage: Eukaryota; Viridiplantae; Streptophyta; Magnoliopsida; Caryophyllales; Amaranthaceae
Product: kinesin-like protein KIN-12F
Exons: 16
Coding region: 726-4211 (1161 amino acids)
Biological process (GO): microtubule-based movement
Molecular function (GO): microtubule binding; ATP binding; microtubule motor activity
Source: RefSeq, a predicted model, not a curated record
GCUAUUGUGUGUUAAAAAUGAACAUACUCUCAAGUUUAGAUACAUAAAAGGCUACACUUUAAAUAUACUUUAGAACACCAAAUUGGGUUAACGUGAGUGGUUAAGGGCCUCUCGCUCUUUAAUCAAGAUCUCGGGUUCGAGCCUUGGGUAUGGAGAAAAUCUCAAAUGGGAGAGAUGCUGCCCUUUGAGAUACCCAUGCAAACUCCCACAGGAGAUCAAUCCACUCGUCAAAAACGAUGGAAAAUUCCUCGUAGUAAAACCAAAAAAAAUACACAUAAAUAGUUAAUAAUUACAUUCAUGAAUAAGUCCAAAAGUAUGUUUCAACCCUAAUGUGCCUGAUUGGAUUAAGGCUUAAGAUGCUAGCCUAAUCUAGAGGCUAAUCUUACUCCCCCCAAAGAAAAGAAAGAAGACAAACAACCCCUCAAAAAAAAAAAAAAAGACAAACAAUGAGUGAAGGGCAUUUUAGUCUAUUCCUUCCAAAAUUCAAAUGUUUAAACCCUAAUUUGCUAACGGAUCUUAAACUCCAAAACAACAGAAAAAAUUCAAAAAAAUCAUUUCUCAACGGUCAUCUUUUCUUUUCUCCUCUCACAAAACACCCUCCUUCCUCAAAUUUUGAACUCAAAACUUCAAAUCCACAUCUUUCUCUCUCUAUUCUUCAUUUGUUCAUACCAUUUCUCUCUCUAACAUACUAAGCUCUAACAAUUUUUUUUAAAAAAUCAGCAAAAAUGUCAAUUUAUUCAGUAAAAAAACUCCUAAACAAAUCUCUCUCUUCAUCUAAGCAACAAUCAAUCCUAAAACCAUCAAAGAUCACCUCAAAGUCUCAAUCUUUCGGGGACGAAAACUCGCCUCCGAUUGAUCCCAAUGUUCAAGUGAUCAAACCCCAAUUUCCCCAUCUUUCAAACCCAAAAAAAUCACCAUCAAAGCUCUCACUUUCAAACAACAAUGUUCUUGAUUUUUCCAAAUCAGACCCAAUUAAUGAACAUUCCUCUGCUCCUGAUAAUCCCUCUGUUAAGGUGGUGGUGCGAAUUAGACCCAAGACUGUUCAUGAAAAGAUGGGUGAUCCCACCAUUAGGAAGGCUUCUGAGGAUUCAUUGACAGUCGGUGACCGACAAUUUAGUUUUAAUUCUGUUCUUGAAUCUACUUCCAAGCAGGAAGAUGUUUUCGAGUUAGUUGGUGUUCCUUUGGUCAAUGAUGCAUUGGCAGGUUAUAAUGCUUCAAUAUUGUCUUAUGGACAGACUGGAAGUGGCAAGACCUACACAAUGUGGGGACCGCCGAGUGCCAUGGUUGAGGGUCAGUCUCCUAGUACUCAGCAGGGAAUCGUCCCGCGUAUCUUCAAGAUGUUGUUCUCUGAGAUAGAGAGAGUAAAGGAGAAGUCAGAUGAUAAACAGAUUAAUUACCAAUGUCGUUGUUCAUUUCUUGAGUUGUAUAAUGGACAAAUUGGGGAUUUACUUGAUCCCACCCAUCGAGAUUUAAAGAUAAAGGAUGAUGCUAAAAGUGGGUUCUAUAUCGAAAAUUUGACUGAGGAAUAUGUGACUAGCUACGACGAUGUUACUCAAAUUCUGAUCAAGGGGCUUUCUAGUAGAAAAGUUGGUGCUACGAGCAUCAAUUCAAAGAGUUCUAGAUCUCAUGUUGUGUUUAACUGUGUAAUUGAAUCCUGGUGCAAGGAAUCACCAUCAACUAACUUCAGCAGUUCAAAAACUAGCCGAAUCAGCUUCAUUGAUCUUGCUGGACUAGAGAAAGAAAAGCAAGUUGAUGCUGGACGAGAGUUUGAAAGGGAACGCAAAGAGUUGAAGAGUUCUUUAUCACACCUUGGGCACUUGGUAAAUAUCCUAGCAGCAGGAACUCAGCCUGAUGACCUUAUGUACAGAGAUUCCUGUUUGACACAUUUACUACAACAAUCACUUGGUGGCAAUGCGAAACUCUCAGUCAUCUGUAACAUAUCUCCUGAUAUAAAAAAUUAUGUUGAGACACUAAGCACACUUAGAUUUGGACAACGUGCAAGAUCCAUUAAAAACAAGCCAGUCAUUAAUGAGAUUACUGAAGAAGAUAUGGAUGAUCUGACAGAUCAAAUCCGUCAGCUUAAGGAAGAACUGAUCAGAGCAAAGCUAAAUGUAAACCCAGCUGGCCCAGGGAACGGACAGGUGCCUGGGAGAAGUAUACGUGAAAGUGUGAAUCAACUGAGAAUCAGCCUGAACCGCUCCUUGGUGUUACCCUCUAUAGAUAACGAAAUCGAAGAAUAUACCAAUGCUGAUGAGAAUGAUGUCACAGAAUUAUGUAAGCAUCUUGAUGAGAUGCACAGAUCUUGUGAAGAGAUCCCAAAAGACUCAUCUUGUGACAGCGAUAGCAUGAACUUUUCCUCUGUAAGGGGAAGUUGCGAUAGCUAUUUCACAACAAGUGAACAUGAAAUUAAUUGCUUACAUGAAUCAGUUGAAGUCAGUUCUGAUCAUGCACUGAAGUGUGAUGAUACGGCUUCCAGGAGUAGUAUGUCGAUUACUUCACCACGUCAUUCUUCAGCUUUUGAAGAGCCAGCCUUAUCUGAGUCACCAAAAAUUAAGAAUACUCAAAGAAAAAGCACUGUCAAUUCACUAAGUCUUCUGGCUGAGCAGAACACUGUCAUGGAGAGCACCAAGUUCUGUGCUGAUGUGCCAGGAAAGUCAGUCAGGCAAAGUGAACCUAUGCUUCGAUCCUCCUUACGAUCUAGCAAGAUGUUUUCAGGACCUACUGAGUCUUUAGCUGCUAGCUUGAGAAGAGGCUUAGAGGUCAUCGAUUCUCAUCAGCAGAAUGUUUCAAAGUCUUCGGUUGCUUUCUCGUUUGAGCACUUGAUGUUGAAACCAUCUCCAGCAGUUGACAGAACUAGUGCUUCUGUUCAGACAUUAUCAGAUUGUAAGCCAUCUAGUGAUGGAUCACCUUCUUCCUUUCUCUGUAUAUCUUGUCGUCAGAAAGGGCAACAUAUGUCAAAUGAAGUUGAAGACAGUUUGAAAACUUGGAUUGUAACUGCAAACAAAGAGGGGACAGGAUCAGAUGUUUCGCAAGCAAGUGAUGAACAGAAGGAGCUUGAGAAGGUUUGCAGUGAUCAAGCGGCUAAAAUUGAGGAGCUCAAUCGUCUGGUUGAGCAGUUGAGACAUGAAAAAGAGAAAGAUACCGAUUUACAAACUAAUCAAGAGAUUGAAGACAAGAGCUGCAACAACAACGAUGAAAAUCAAGAACCUGAAGUCAUAAAGGAGACAUAUGACAUUGGAGACAAGCGCGAGUUGAGCAAUAUUGGAUCAUUUGAUAUGAGAGAAAAGGAAGAACUCCUCACAGAAAUCCAGCUCUUGAAGAGCAAAUUACAGUCUUAUACUGAUGCAGCAGCUCCAAACAAAUCCAUUGACAAGCUGAGAUCAUCAUUAUUAUCACGUUCCAUGCAAAUACGAAAAAGCAUGAGUUCCCAACUCAUCAACAAUGCUGAAGAUUUGGAGAAGGAACGUGAGAGAUGGACUGAGAUGGAGAGUGAGUGGAUUAACUUAACUGAUGAGCUAAGAAUAGACAUUGUAGCCCACCGUCAGCAUGCUGAGCAGGUAGAGAUGGACUUGCAACAACAGAAGAAGUAUGUGGAGGAGUUAGAUGAUGCCCUGCAUAGGUCAGUUCUCGGCCAUGCUAGAUUUGUGGAGCACUACGUAGACCUACAGGAGAAAUACAACCAUUUAUCAGAAAGUCACAGAAGAAUAAUGGAAACUGUAACUGAUGUUAAGAAAGCAGCAGCAAAGGCUGGAACAAAAGGAAGUGGUGCGCGCUAUGCUAAGGCUUUUGCAGCAGAGCUAUCAACAAUGAGGGCAGAGGAGAAGAGAGAGCGUGAGCGCUUGAGAAGGGAGAACAAGGGCCUAAGGUUACAGCUUAGAGAAACUGCUGAAGCUGUUCAAACUGCUGGUGAGCUUCUUGUCAGACUUAGAGAAGCUGAGGAAGCUGCUUCACUUGCUGAGUCAAGCCUCAGUGAUCUUCAGCAAGAGAAUGAUAAGUUGAGGAAGCAAAUAGAGAAACAGAAGAACAAACACAAGAUGGAAAUGGUAACUAUGAAGCAAUACAUGGCUGAGAGUAAACUGCCAGAAUCUGCAUUAAGGCCUCCGGUACAUUACGACGACGAACCACUUCCCACUAGUGUAUUCACUGACCCAAAUGAUGAUGAUGCUUGGAAAGCAGAAUUUGGAGCUAUUUAUCAACAACACCAUUACUGAAACUUAUAGAAUUUUCUUUGGGUUUUUAGGUGUGUGAUUUAACUAUGAUAUUGCUCUUGACUGACCCUACUUGGGUCAUGCUGGUAUUCUGGUGGUGUGUACAAACCAUGUUAAUCAUCUCCAUUGUUUUUACUUUGGAUCAUCAUCAUCAAACAUUGUCAUUCUUUCAUUUAAUUGAAAUAUUUUCUUGAGUUGGAAUUCUAAAAUAUUAA